Molecule: messenger RNA, 1228 nt
Organism: Nilaparvata lugens (brown planthopper)
Lineage: Eukaryota; Metazoa; Arthropoda; Insecta; Hemiptera; Delphacidae
Product: diuretic hormone receptor-like
Exons: 10
Coding region: 1-1212 (403 amino acids)
Biological process (GO): adenylate cyclase-modulating G protein-coupled receptor signaling pathway; cell surface receptor signaling pathway
Cellular component (GO): plasma membrane
Molecular function (GO): peptide hormone binding; G protein-coupled peptide receptor activity; diuretic hormone receptor activity
Source: RefSeq, a predicted model, not a curated record
AUGGUAAAGUGUGCAGUAAACGCAACAAGGUUCUGCCACUUGAAUGGUUCGUGGGACAACUACACCGACUACACGACCUGCAAAGAUCUCAACCAAAUGCCUGAGAUAGAGCCUGGCAUAGAAGUGGCAACUAUGAUCUACUCCGGUGGAUAUGCACUCAGUCUAGUGGCACUUCUCAUAGCUGUUUGGAUAUUCCUUUAUUUCAAAGACCUGAGAUGCUUGAGGAAUACGAUCCAUACGAAUCUGAUGUGCACCUAUAUAUUAGCUGACUUCAUGUGGAUACUAAACAUUACGUUACAGAUGUCGAUGCCAGCUAAUAUGACAGCUUGCUUCAUUUUGGUUGUGAUGCUUCACUACUUCCACCUUACCAAUUUCUUCUGGAUGUUCGUUGAGGGUCUUUAUCUGUACAUGCUGGUGGUGGAGACAUUCUCAAGCAAAAACAUCAAACUCAGAGCUUACAUAUUUAUUGGAUGGGGUGUACCUUUCAUAGUAAUACUGAUAUGGAGUCUUGUAAAGACCAUAUCACCGUCCAGUUCUGAUAGUCAGAGUCAACUAAGUAUCUACUCAGGGAAUUGUCCCUGGAUGACAUCUCAUCCUCACGAUUGGAUAUAUCAGGGCCCAGCUGCUCUGAUACUCGUCAGUAAUUUCAUAUUCCUCAUUAUGAUAAUGUGGGUCCUCAUCACCAAACUCCGUUCAGCUAACACAGUGGAGACGCAGCAAUAUAGGAAAGCAACCAAAGCCCUGUUGGUGCUCAUACCUCUACUGGGAAUCACUUAUAUCCUGGUGCUAUAUGGACCUACAGAGGGAGUUUCUGCCAAUAUUUACGCUUAUUUGAGGGCUAUCCUACUCUCUACACAGGGUUUUACGGUAGCCCUUUUCUACUGCUUCCUGAACACCGAAGUCCAGAAUACGCUGAGACAUCGGAUGGAGAGAUGGAAGGAGUCGAGAGAACUGGGAGCUGGAGGAAGGAGAUAUACUUACAGCAAAGACUGGUCUCCCAAUACACGCACUGAGAGUAUAAGACUCUACAGUUCCCACCACAUCCUGUCGCACUACAAGAAGAGAGAAUCGACAGCCAGUGAAACGACAACUCUGACCCUGAUUGGAACGACAACUGGAACCAGGGUGUCCAACGGCUCUAUGGCCCCUGGCUUCAUGGUCAGGACAUCUGCCAGUCCUUAUCUCGAGACGUCUUUGGAUAAUGUCGUGUAGAUUGGGAGAAAUGUAU